AGCUCCAUCUCCUAUCCUCCUCCUUCCUCCCUCUCCUCCUCUCCGGUCUCCACCUCUUCCUCCCCCUCCCCUCCCUCUCCAAACCCCCCACAGCCAUAGCCUUCGAGAGGGCUGGAGUCGGAGCAGGAGGCAUUCCUUGAAGCCUGGGCGCUCCAUCCAGAUCCGCUUUUUCGGGUCGUUUCUUGGUCGAUCUGGAGCAAGCCCCUCAAUCCCUUCUUCCAGAAAGGAGUCGCCUUUGCGCAGCUAGCUUCUGCCCUCUCCGCUCGUUGUUCUUAGUCUCGGAUCAUAUAUCCCCUUCCAGGAAAGAGGAGCAGCCUUCGCAUUUAUUCUUCGCCGGGCCUUUUGGGAGAUCGCUCUCGUCAAGAUUUGGUGGGAACCCAAUUCGCCGCGGCUCCUUGUGGAAAGGCGCCGCUUUGGUUCCUGUUCCGCCACAGUUUCCCACCUCUAUAUAUCUCACAUCUCCUGUCCACCUACUUGCCUAACUUCCUUUUACUUUGUGAUCCACCGGUUUUGCCUUCCCCGUAUCGUCGUCUGAUCGGUGUCUAGUAGUUUCUUGAUUUGACGCAGGCCAGAUCGCUUUCUGGCCCCUUUUUUCCCGAGUUUGUCAAGAGCUUGUUCCUGUCGUUUGUCGGAGAGAUGGCUGCGGCGAACGGAAGCGGGGCUGCGCUGUUCAGCGAGGAGGAGCUUCGGGAGGUGAGCGGGGUGCGGCUUGGCGACGGCUUCGUCGAGGUCAUGUGCGGAUGCACCAGCCGCCGCUACGGCGACGCUGUAGGUCGCCUCCUCAUCUACCCGUCAGGCGACCUGGCGAUUAACUGCGAUUGCACGCCAGGCUGCGGUGAAGAUAAGUUGACUCCUUCCGCCUUUGAGAAGCACUCUGGAAGGGAGACUGCAGGAAAGUGGAGGAACACCGUGUGGGCCAUGGUUGAAGGAGAGAAGGUUCCACUCGGAAAGACAGUUCUGCUCAAGUACUACAACCUGUCACACAAUGGUUCAAACAAAGGCCGUAGUGGACGUCUAUCGCACCGGGAUGAGUUCAUCCGUUGUACUAGGUGUGACAAGGAGAGGAGAUUUAAGCUUCGGACCAAGGAAGAGUGUCGUGUUUACCAUGAUGCUCUUGCAAAGCUUAACUGGACAUGCGCAGAUCUCACAACUGAUAGGAUGAGCUGCGAUGAUGACGAGGAGCGGGGGAGCCGCAAGGUUCUGAAGGGGUGCUCCCGCGCGGCGUCCUGCACCGGCUGCAUGAAGUGCGUCUGCUUCGGGUGCACGAUGUGCCGCUUCACCGACUGCGCGUGCCAGACCUGCGUCGACUUCUACAGCAACUCAAGGAGUAGGAUGAUCUGACAACCAUUCGUUCCAUUCGUUGAGACGACACCCCCUUUGCCGAGGCUGCCAUCCUUGGCGAUCCGGAGGGGGGCCGGAGCUCUAAGUAUGCCCCCAAGCAUAAAUGCUGGGGUGGCCUUAUUCUGAGACUUUGUUAUUUAGUUCUGUGGCUGGCUUCCGUUUCCAUAAAAACAGACCUGGGGAAGCAAGCUGUUCGUUAUUGGAUACAAUUCGUUGACAGUUUAUAUUGAAUUGCGUUCUACA
Molecule: messenger RNA, 1584 nt
Organism: Lolium rigidum
Lineage: Eukaryota; Viridiplantae; Streptophyta; Magnoliopsida; Poales; Poaceae
Product: protein ULTRAPETALA 1-like
Exons: 3
Coding region: 637-1341 (234 amino acids)
Cellular component (GO): cytosol; nucleus
Source: RefSeq, a predicted model, not a curated record